Messenger RNA from Parus major (Great Tit), 1146 nucleotides. RefSeq names its product testis expressed 33 (gene CIMIP4). Bases 704 to 1063 code for a protein of 119 amino acids. NCBI's taxonomy places the organism in Eukaryota, Metazoa, Chordata, Aves, Passeriformes, Paridae. The transcript is spliced from 4 exons. The record is from RefSeq and is a predicted model, not a curated record.
UGAAGACGUGCAGAAAUUCCAGUGGCCUGAUGAAAGAUCAGGAGCAGAAUGAAUGCCAAGUCCAGUGCUAAAAUGCAGCACUGGGUACUGGACAUGGGAGGGCCAAGCUGUGGUUCUGUCAUUGAUUCUAUGGAAGACUUCUUGCCAGCCCACCAUCUUCCCAUUUGGAAUGUGGGAAAAGGGAGUACCUUCCAUAUGGCAGCUGGGCCCAACCAACAGGGAGGUGUGUUGCUUCCCUUGGGUUCAGGUAAGGGACACUGAAAACAAAUGUAUCAACUGGUAUGGCCCAGUGAUUAUUAUACUCUACUGGUGUUCCAGAUAGGCAGCAACAAGGUCCCAACAGGAAGGCUGAGGUCAGAAAGCUCAUGUGAAACAUUUGGAUAUGCUAAAAAGAUCCAUUUCUGCUGAAAUACCAUCUUGUUGAUUAUCAUGACUGUGUUAGGAAAGCCUCCCAGAAAUCCUGUAUGUGUGAUGAGAAGUUUUGGGCACAGGUAUUUAAUGAGACACGAGCCUUUUACUCUGCUCCUUGUGUGUUUUUCCAAUCAGUGAGGAUAACCCUUCUCCACACUGUGUGAAUUCCGUUUCCCAUGGAGCUGGAGCCCACAGCUCAUAGAUAGAGGGAGCAUUGUUCCCUAGCAACCAUCUCUACUCUUCAGCCUUCAUCCAGGACCUUGUACAAACCACCAGUCACCACACAGGGAUCAUGGACCAGAAAUGCCAAGCUCAGGACAAUGCAGCAUUAGAAACAGGACAGAAAGGACUCAACGACUGUACUGAAAUGACAAAAAACUACUUGACCUGGGCAUCUCUUUCAGAUUACCAACAGCUGAGUUACAACUUCAACAUUAAUAUCUUCCCAGGUGGUCCACUGAAGAGCCAAAGCUUGAUGAGAGAUUCCUACACCCCUGAUGUAUUUCAGAAGGCAGUCAUAGAUCCCAGGCAUUGGCAUGGAAGGACAAUUAAUGAGCUGGGGAGAUGGUAUGAGAAAUAUUUCCUAGAUCUUAACGUGCAGAAAGCAAUGAAGGAGAAACAUGGGAGGCGUAAAAAAAAAAAAGAUUCCUAGAAGAUGAAGGUUGAAGGUUGGAAUGCAUUCAACAAUGAGUCUUGUCCUUCUACCAUCUAAUAAACCUGCCUGUGAAAUCUGAA